Molecule: messenger RNA, 8131 nt
Organism: Motacilla alba alba
Lineage: Eukaryota; Metazoa; Chordata; Aves; Passeriformes; Motacillidae
Gene: OGFRL1
Product: opioid growth factor receptor like 1
Exons: 7
Coding region: 538-2013 (491 amino acids)
Cellular component (GO): membrane
Molecular function (GO): opioid growth factor receptor activity
Source: RefSeq, a predicted model, not a curated record
GGUCAACAGCUCCCAUGUGUAGUGGACAGCCGGAGCUUGCACACUGCAGGUGUCACGACCACUUCCGUCACUCAAAGCAUCUCUUCCCCAGACCGCUGCCCUGGGGCAGCCGCCACGCCCGCUCUCCUCGAUGAACACCCGCACCCACUUGCUCGUCUCACAAGCCUCCAGGGGACAGCGCGGUCGCCUCCAGGAAGUGAAACGCCCUGGGGCGCAUCUCCUCGGGGGGGAAACUCCCACUCACUCUCCCCUCGAGCACGGCCUGCCCGGUGCCGGGGCGGCGGCGGGCGGGCCCUGGGCCGCCCCGCCCGACCCCGCGGUGCCGGCGACCGGGUGUUGCCGGGCGCUGCCCGCCGCCAGGGCCGGGCGCGCGUUUCUUGUGGAAAUCCCGGAGCCUCCAGCUCCGCCCCGCGCGUGUCCGUGGGCUGGGGCCGGGCGGGGGAGCAGCCCCGGCCGCCGCCGCCCCGCCCCGCCAUGCCGCAGCCGUAGGCAGCCCGCGGCCGCUCGCAGCCCUCGGCCUCCGCGGCCUCCGGGCCGAUGGGCAGCCUGCUGAGCGGGGUCAGCUUCAAGGAGCCCACCACGGUGGAGGACUGCGACUCCACCUGGGAGACCGACUCGGAGCCCGAGGCGGCGGAGCCGCGGCGGCAGGAGGGGGUGUGCGCCGCCGCGGGAGGCGGGGAAGAGCCGCCCGAGCCGCCCGCCGCCGACUGCCGGCCCGGGGAGCCGCCGCCGGCCCCGCCGCCGCAGGAGGACGCGGAGCGGGCAGAGGCGGACGCCGCCAGCCCCGAGCAGAGUGGUGAUGGAGCUGAGCUGACAGCCAAGCCAAAGAGAAGCUUCUACGCAGCAAGAGAUUUAUACAAGUACCGACACCAGUAUCCACAGAACUUUAAAGAUCUUCGGUAUCAAAAUGACUUGUGCAAUCUCCGGUUCUACAAAAAUAAAAUCCCAUUUAAACCUGAUGGGGUUUAUAUUGAAGAAGUCCUAAAUAAAUGGAAAGGAGACUAUGAAAAACUGGAACAUAACCACACUUAUAUCCAGUGGCUUUUUCCACUAAGGGAACAAGGUCUGAACUUCUAUGCUAAAGAAUUAACUACAUAUGAAAUUGAGGAAUUCAAGAAAACAAAAGAAGCAAUUAGAAGAUUCCUUUUGGCUUACAAAAUGAUGUUGGAGUUUUUUGGAAUAAAACUAAUUGAUAAAACUGGAAAUGUAGCACGAGCUGCUAACUGGCAAGAAAGAUUUCAGCAUUUGAAUGAGUCUCAACAUAACUACUUGAGAAUCACUCGAAUUCUGAAAAGUCUUGGUGAACUUGGAUAUGAGAGUUUCAAAUCUCCCCUGGUAAAAUUUAUUCUGCAUGAAGCUCUUGUGGAAGACACCAUUCCCAACAUUAAGCAAAGUGCUCUAGAAUAUUUUGUGUAUACUAUUAGAGACAGAAGAGAAAGGAGGAAACUGCUGAGAUUUGCCCAGCAGCAUUAUACGCCCUCAGAGCAUUUUAUCUGGGGACCCCCAAGAAAACAGAAGUCAGAGGGAAGCAAAGCAAAUAAAAAGCCAGCAUCUCCAGUUUCUAUUCCCAAUAGUCAUAUUUCUAAGCAUAAGAAACCAAAAGAGCCUAAGAAUACAUUGGCAAGUGGAAGCUCAGCUGGUAAACUAACUGAAGAAAGAAAGGUAGAAUUCACAAAAAACGGGGAAGAAAAUGAUCAGGAUGAACAAGAAGUGAACUGUGAUGCUGUUAGGCAGAACAACAGUGAAAAGAACAGUGACAUUGAUACCAGUCAACUUUCAAAAUCAGAAGAAAUUCACGAUAAUUCAGACAGAAAGGAGGACGCUUCUUACUCCAGAAAAGAUGAUGAAAAUCUGAACAAUGACUGUGGAAAUCACCCUGGCGUUACAGAGGAAGAUUUAUGUAACACUGAGAAUUCUUCAAAUGACCCAUCAGCAGAUCUACAAGAUAACCUUGAUAAGGAUACACUUUCAGGGGGGACCACCACAAAAACUAAGGAUGAGCUCAAACCAUGAGUCUGAGAUUUAAAACAUCUUUGUUUCACUUUGAAUGAAGCAAAUUAUUCAUUGCUUCUUAAUUUUGGUUGAAAUUUCCAUCCAAUAUUAGUUUACAAGACUAUGCUUGUUGCAAAUGCAUCAGAUUAGGCUACUGUUAGGUUAAUGAGUUUUGGUUUUUUCAACCUCAGUUUAUCAGCAGUCAGCCAGGUGUGUCUCUUUAAAACAAUUGUGUGUAUUGAGAGCUAAGAAAUUCAUUAUCUUUUCCAGACAGAUUGCACAGAAAAGCUUAUCUACUUUUUAAAAUUCAUCCAGCAUUGAAAAAAAAAAUAAAGUGUAACAACUAAACAGCCUUGGAACAUCAAAAUUUUUAAGUUUCCUGUAAGUUUGCUUUAAGUUUUGUUUUCCAUUUAGGAAAUUACUAGAAAUUAUUUCAAAACCACAGUUUUUUACCCUAGUGGUUAUUUUUUUUAGGAACUGUGGUCAUGAUUAAUAGCAGUAUUUGCACAGUAUCUUUUAGCUUAGAUUAGCAUCUUUGUUGGAGGCACUUAACAAUGGAUAGCAUAUAUCAUGUCCUGUACAGCUGGGAAUCACUGUACCUUGAAUAAAAGUUUUAACUUAAAAGCAACUGUAUCCACAGUUUUUGGAUACAAGGGAAGCUGCACUUUAGACUUCUUUUAGUCCCUGUUAAAUUCUCCCUUCUCUUGACUCAUUUGUUACAACUAAUCUGGAGGGAGGGAUCUCUUUGAUCUCUCUAAUUUGGUCUCAGUUUGAAAGCUCUCUGUUACUCAGCUGUAGUAAGACGACUCCCCCAAGUGGGAUCAGCACCUGGAAAACCUCUGGACAGCUGAAUAACAGUGUCCUUACCACAGAGCACUGCCUUAUCAGCAAAGCCAUCAGAGAAAAGGUCAACAGGCAUUGCUAGUUGGGUCUUACUUGAACUUCGAUGUUUCCUGGCCAGUUUUGGGUAGAAUCUGCACAAUGCAGUCACCUGUCGCUGGUUUCAGAGGCAAAGGCAAUCCUCAUACUUCUUUCCAGAUGUCUCUUUCCUCUCUUUCCUCUCUAUCAUAAGACUCUCACAGUUUUAUGUUACUUUGAUAAACAAUGUAAACUUAAGGCACGCCAGUCUGUUGGCUGGGCUGGAGCCCAACAAGUAGGAGUUUCACUAUUAAGAUCUUUCCCAGCUUCUACCAAAGAACUGUUUGCUCUCCCUGAGCAGCUUCUUCUGAUUUUCUACUGUUCAAGUCAAAUGAUAGUACCCAGCAAGUCAGUUGUGCAGAAUAUGAAUUAAAAAAUAAUGCAGGUGCAAUUCACACUUCCUACAGUUCUAAAAUAGUCUAAAACUUCUGUAUGUAUUUUCUGUUUAAAAGUGUACAUAUUAUCCACUGCCUUUAAUGUAUUGCUGAUUAAAUGUUAUAAGGCAAGAGGCUGACUACAGUUUGAGCAUCAAAAUGCUACAGGACUUUAUUCAAGUAUUAUAACUCUAAAUGAUGAAGUUUUCAGGGGUUUCAGAGCAUAGACAAAAUGUCCUCUAUUCUGUUUUGCCAGUGCCCGUCAUGGCAAUGCAUCAUCCGUUUUUUUCUCCAGGUAGCACUGGUUCUUGGGAUCAAGUAGAGUGGCAGUUAGGGGUCUUGGUACCUAUGGAAAAAGAUUAGACUCUUUCCAUCCUAAAGAAGCAGAGAAGAAGGAAGAUGUAUUUUAUUUCUCCUUCUGUGCUGACUUGUGAGGAAAGGAACUUAUAUACAUGGAUUUUUUUUUAGGGUAACCUGGAUCAUUCAAGUAGGCAUUAACUCUGUCUGAGCAGAAAUGCCCCAAAGAAUUCCAGCCACCACCUUUUUAGAGGCAGAAAGAUCCCGAGAAGCUUUUCACAAUUCCCUGGACAUGAACUGGGAUUCCCUUGUUUGUGUUCACCUCUGACCUUCAGAACGGAAUGGGAAGGAAGUGCUGUGAUAAAACUGGUCUGUGUAGUUAAGAACUCUACCCCUCCACGUAUGCAAAGGGAGGACACUUCAUUUUCUGCCUAUGACUUCUUCAGUCUUGAGUGCCUAACUGUGCAAACUUCCUAGAGUUGUUCUUACAUAGUUAUUUUUUGAGUAUCAUAGGGAAAAUUGAUACCUUGUGUAUAAGGAGCAUAACUAUAGCAUAAGAAGCUAUACAGAGCCUUCAAUUUAUGAACUUCAUAUUAAUUUUAAACACUUUACAGAAAAUGUGGAGUACUGAUGUGAAAUAAGGGAUGACAAAGGUGUUAUUAUAUUUAUAGUGUAAUUUGAUUGAACAUCAGUGACCUCAGGAGAUCUUUUGUCUACUGAAUAAAAAAAAGAGAAAUCUUGCCCCCUGAUUUUAAACAAAGUUCUUGGGAUGCACAUCCAGAAGAUUACUCUGCAGUAUUCCAUUAUCAUGACAUAUGAAACACUUCAAAAUGCUUACUGGUUCAACAUUCAUAAUUAAGUACUUAAAAUACGUUUAAUCUGACCAAGCUGCCUUCAUUAAGGAGCCAAGGUAUCUGAAAAUAUUAUCAAGAACUUUGGUACUUAAAUCUGUAUUAACUCUGCAAUUUAUUUUUUUUUAAAUCUGCAACUCAGUAUAUUUCUUUCAGUUUUUGUAGAAGAGUAGUGGCAUAUCACUUGCCUACAAAGACCUAUGGGGACUAUAUAAGUGAGGGUGUUUGUGUCAGGUGGGCUCCUACACUCUCUAAUCCUUGUUUUACAGCUUUAUCAACAGAAUUACUCCCAUGGGACUUCAGCUUUAACUAACAAAUUCUGCUCCAAGUAAAAUUUGACAGUUUAUCAUUCUUUUCAUAGAGGAAUUGUUUUUUUCUGAUUUUGCAAGUAUUAAAAGAAGGAUUUAUUGCAGGGCAAUCAUACAGCGAAGCGUCCCAUUGAGAUUUGUGAGGAUCAAGUGGGUGCACUGUAUGCAUUUUUGUUACAGAAUCAUGGCCUUAGCAACCAGAAGCACCCCGUGCUUGAAGUUUCUAAGUAUUGGUUUUCAGGUUUACAGUAUAUAUACAGUAUAUAUGUGUGUUGAAAUGAUUGUAUUCUCAUAGAUACCAGUACAUAGGUGGUUAACCAUUGCUUCAGUAACUGAGGGUAUGCAAAGAAAGUCAAGUCAUUUGCUUACUGUUAAAUUUCUUUUUGUCUUGCUGUAUGCUUAAGUAUUCAGGGAUUUCUGUGUACUUAUUACAAUAGUGUAUCUUGGCCCAGUGUUAGACUAGAAUCUGAGCUGUUCAUAUGUUAAUUGAACAGAACCUUCCAUAUGAAGGUUCUUCCCAAGUAAGUACAUCUGAGUAGCCUCUGGUACUGUUAAACUGGAGUAGUGUGUACAUGCACGUACCUGUGAAUUUGAUUUCAAGGAUCUUAUGGCGAGGGGAUAUGAAAUAUGCCACUUGGAACAAUGUUACUGAGUACACAGAUGAGUACACACAAGGUGAUCAUAUAAAUCAUGCAAAAAUGCAGCACUUUAAGGUUAGUUACAGCUCUGUGCCCUUCUGUGCCAGACACAAGUGUGCCUCAGUACCUGAUACUGUGUUGGUGUAGAGACUGAAGGCUUGGGUACAUGAGGUGUGCAGCACAGACCAUUCAGAGCAAAAGAGUAGUUACAUGUGUCCACGUAUCUAGGAGCAGGUCUGAGGUCUUUGUGUUCAUGUUGCUCAAAUAAAAUCUUGAAGGAUGCUAAAAAUAAGUGCAAUAAUCCUUUGAGAGCUGUUCCCUGGCAUGGGUCAGCUCCUCAGUUUCCUGCUCUAAGAUUGCAGCACUCUAAUGUAUUAGGUAUUUGUACAAUCAUUGUUAAUAUUUCAUGUAACCUAGUGUAAGCCUCCCUGAACUGUUCCAGGAUAAUACUAAUAAUCUGCAGUUGCAUAUAUCUGUACUAUAAACAGAAGGUUUACAGACCUUAAAAGCUCUGUACAACAUUGAUGGAUGGUCCAGUGAGGUAAGACAAGUGACAUUUACUGGAUUUAAACAAAAAACAGCUCUUGUUUGUUUCUAAAUAAAAUUUAUGUCUAUCUGUUUAAUUGAGAGGUUAUUCCUCCCCUUUCUUCUGACUAUUGUGAUGGUACUGAUCACAAUUUAGUGUUAUAUAUGUUUAGGUCAAAACGUAAUUUUUUACACCACACUUUUGCAGGAGACAUAUAAUACUGAAUUUGCUUGACAAAAGCUGUAUUUAUGAAUAAGAUGCAAGUGUGUGAAGCAAAUUUUGCCAUUAAUAAAAGUGUGACAAUAUCAUGCUGAUGAUGUAUGUUGUCUUCAGAAUUGCCAGUGGGGAUCAGAACCAAAGAUAUUUCUAGCCUUGUGUCCUGCCUCCAGUGCUGGCCACCAAAAGACGCUGUGAAACAAAGAAAUGAUACAGUGACCCCAUUUUUCUCCAGGAAUUUUUUGGUUUUGAACUCAUGGUUUCUUUCAGCCUCUUCAGUCCCUUGUGGCUGUGAGUUCUGUGUUUUAAUAGUGUUUUGUGUGGAGAAGGUGAUCUUUUAUUUGUCUCAGAUCUGUUUGUUAAAGAAUUGCUACUGCAUUUGAACACAGUAGUAAAAGUACUGUAAGAUGAAGAGUAAUCCACUUCAAAUCAGUUUUUAAACGCCAUGGGAGAUUCUAAUGACAAAAUACCUGUUUAGGCAGAAAAUGUCCCAUGUUUCUUCUGUUUUCAGGCAGAAGAUGUCUGUUUAGGCAGAAACUUGUCCUAAGCUGAUGACAAUGCUACCUUACUUAUUCCUUCUGAAUACAUAUUUGCACAUAAAUCCUUUUGCAGACUAAUGCUAAAAGUGUAGAUGAAGUGUUAAAAGUCAGAUUCCAACUGCAGAACAGGGUUGAUUUAUUUUUUUCUUACCAGUGUAAAAGUAAAAUCAGUCAAAUGGAAAACCUAUUCCUAGCCCACAUAUGGUUGAGCUACCUCUGGAUUUGGAGCAACCAGCAUCAAUGAAUCUAGCAUUGUGAUCAUAUAGAAGAUGGACAUCAUUCCACAUUUUGGUAAUUUGUUUUGAUACGUGUUCACAUUUCCAAUUGUAAUUGGAGUAACUGGUCAAAAGGUAUUUUUUUAUGGCUGUCGGAGCCUGAAAAUGGGUAAAAAAAGGCCUAAGCAUAUUCAACCCCCCUUAAUUCGCAUCACAGUCAACACCUUAGUUUCACUAUUUACAGAUUUUUAGAUGCAGUUCUCCAAGGGGAGUGCACAUUGUGUCUCUAAUAUCUUUGUGCUCAGUAUUGGCUAUGAACUGUUUCUUUUCUUGAAAGCUGUGUUCACUUUUCAGCUCUUGUUCUUAAGUACACUUAGUUAAGACCUUUGUUGAAAGCAAGAAUUUACUUUAAAGGACAGGUUUAUUACAUGCUGUACGUAAUGGACUCCUUAAAAUGUAGUUCAAAAGCUGUAGAAAUCAAUUCAACAGAGACCUCAUUUCUUCUUAGAAAUGUGGCUCUUUAAUUUUACCACGCUUACAAGUUCAGUGGUGUAUUCAUCAACUAAAGUUUAUUGUGAAAUAUACUGAAUGUACUUACUACUGUGGCUAACCAUGUGAAAAUUAUUGUUUUGCAGUGAAAAAGGUUAUGGCACUUAUAUUUUUGGGUCUACUGAAGCAUGUUUGCUAAUCAUCAGUUGCUCUUUAUUUUUCUGUGUUUUAAGGUGUUCCACGGUUGUUUGCCCUUUAUGCAGUUUGAUUUUGGCAACAGAUGAUUAAGUGUAGUUUUGCACUGAUAAAAUUUGAAAAUAUCAUAGACUUCAUUGUUGAAAUGUAUUCUAAGAAAAAAGUGCAGUAAAAAGAAAAAACCCCAAAGCCCAACAAUUUUUACUUGCAAAAUGGAACAGCUCUAUGUCAGUUUUUUAUGAAUGGUCCUGCUCUCUUCUCUGUAUUCCUUUGCAGUGUUUAAUUACAGAAUGCCAUGCAUGUUUGGUAGUACCAAUACCAUGUGUAUGUGGUGGAGUGGUAACCAGUUUCUGGAUUUGUAAUGCACUAUAAAGAGAUAUUUUAUAAUUCUGUAUCUGUAUGGCAGUGUUAUGCCAAAAAAAUGUAUAAACAUAAAAAGCAAUAGUUUAUGUUGCUUACUGCUAUAUUUUAAAUCAUUUGUAAAAUGAAAUACUUGGAUUUCCUUUCAGGUAAAUAUAUUUUUAAUAACAGCAGCCAAAAACUCAACUAAUAAAGCUUCUUCAUUUAGCAGCA